GCAAUUGUCGAAGCUAGAGGAGGAAAGAAAUCGGAGAUGUCAGGAGCCCAAGGAGCGAACCCCCCGGGCAGUCGCACUGCCACCGCCUACAGCAUGGCUCCCGGAGCGAACACCGAGAGCACUAAGGACCGCGUGGACAGCACUAAGGACGCCUCCGGGGUGCCUAUCGUGAGUGAGUCUGAUGGCGUCAAGGACUCUGCGGGUCUGGGCGGUCCCGUGUUCGGCAACCGCGACGAUGGUACAACCGAAGGCGACCAGAAACCCGAUCUUGCCGUCACCGGGUCAGCUUGAGUGAGACUCGAAUCGAAUUCUACGGAAGAUUGCGGAGCUCCUCUCGGCGUGAACCGAUGCUUCCGUGCGAUCGAAAUCUGGCAGUAGCUACUCGAAAUCGAAAUCCGUGAGAUCGAAAUCAGGCUUUGCUUUUGCCUUAUGCUGGCCGAAACUGUGCGUCUGCAUGCUUAUCACGACAGAGGACGCGGAGCUGAAUCGGAGCUACGCAGGUGGGAUGCACAUGGAGGAAAAUCCUGGUCCCAUGUUGAUCACUCUGGAUUCAGUGUCUUAUUGUGUACAACAGAAAAUUAUAUCCUGUGAUAGGUGGAUGAAGUAGGAGUCUCGCUCCAACCAUAUGUCACGUUCGGCUUUGCCUUGUACAAACUUUGUAAAUUAACUAGUUCUAAGUUGCAGCAAGCGAUAAUCAUCGAGGUGCCUCUUAAAAUCUGCAAAAAAUUGUGUUCGACGAGCUAAACAAGUUUGGAGCUCGGGAUUAUACAUGAUGCUUACUCUCUGC
Marchantia polymorpha subsp. ruderalis is the source of this 787-nucleotide messenger RNA. The record is from the annotation of a GenBank genome assembly. NCBI's taxonomy places the organism in Eukaryota, Viridiplantae, Streptophyta, Marchantiopsida, Marchantiales, Marchantiaceae.